CCGACAUAUACUAUCCACCGCUGAGUGUACACAGAACGCAGGCUAAGAUGGCGGGUGGUGGCGGCGUCUGUCGGGGCUUGAUCCUCCUGCAUACCCUGCUGCUCCUGGCCGCGGCUCGACGGCCCUACUUCAAGCCGCACACUCUGCACGUUGACCAGGGACUGGCCGCCGACCCGCAGGACGCCAGGGUGAUGACUUUGGCGGCUGGUUUGUCGGAGGAAGGGCCGCUCCGGAGGGGCCAGCAUCGGUGGCGCAGGAGCAUCGACAGCCCGCAACUUGUGGACCUGACGGGACAGGUGAACCUCAAUGAUUCGCACGGUCAAUUGGUUGUUCAUUGGGCUGGAGAGAAAAGCAGGGUGAUCGUGGCACUUGCCCGUGAUAAUCCAUUCCUGGAUGGGCUUCUCACCAGUUCGGUUUACAUUUCAUAUGAUUAUGGAAAUUCCUUUGAGAAAAUUGAUAAGAAGUUCAAACUGGAAGAUGAAACAAAAAAAAAUAAAUAUGUUGUUCAAUUUUACCACAGCCCAAUAGAUAAUAGAAGGUAUAUUUUUACAGACACGAGAAAUCACUACUUAUGGACCACUUUAAACUUCUGCAAUGACAUCCAGAACUUCCCUAUUCCAUUCAGCCCAACAGAUCUCCUCCUACACAGCACCAACCCCAACCUCGUGCUUGGUUAUGACAGCUCUCAUCCAAACAAGCAGCUUUGGAAAUCUGAUGACUUUGGACAAAGUUGGGUCUUAAUUCAGGAACAUGUCAAAUCUUACUACUGGGGUGUAGAACCAUACGACUCACCUACUACAAUUUACGUUGAACGCCAUGAGCCAAUGACUUUCUCAAGCAUCAUCAAAAGCACUGAUCUCUUUCAGAGUGAAAACCAUGAGAUAAUUUUGAAAGAAGUAGAAGAGUUUCAGUUGCAAGGCAAAUACAUGUUUGCCACAAAGAAGGUGCAUCUUUUGGGGAGCAGUGACCCAUCUGUGGUGCAGUUGUGGGUUUCUUAUGAUCGGAAACCAAUGAAACGUGCUCAUUUCCUCACAAGACAUCGAAUAGUGGAGUACUAUGUGGCUGACGCAUCAGAAGACCAGGUGUUUGUCUGUGUCCAUCUAAGCAAUAACGUGACCAAUCUCUACAUCUCGGAAGCAGACGGGCUGAAGUUUUCACUUUCUCUGGAAAAUAUACUGUAUUAUAGUCCAGGAGGUGCAGGAAGUUCAACUCUGGUGAGAUACUUUGCAAAUGAACCAUUUGCAAAUUUUCAUCACGUCGAAGGACUGCGUGGAGUCUACAUCGCUACCCAGCUGAAUGGGUCUUUCACUGAUGAGAACAUGAGAUCAGUGAUCACAUUUGAUAAGGGUGGAACCUGGGAAUUACUGGAGGCUCCAGCUUCUGACAGCGAUGGUGAUCAAAUAGACUGCAAGAUUGAACAAGGUUGCUCGUUGCAUCUGGUACAGCGUUACUAUGAGCGUCGCAGAGCCCAGAUCCUCUCCAAAGCAUCAGCACCAGGCCUUAUCAUAGCUACAGGUUCCAUUGGCAAGAAUUUGGCAAACAAACUAAACGUAUAUGUCUCAAGUAGUGCUGGGGCUCGGUGGCGUGAGGCCCUAAAAGGUUCCUACUUCUAUUCUUGGGCUGAUCAUGGAGGCAUCCUGCUGGCAGUUCCUUGGUUUUCACCGACUAAUCAAGUAAAGUACAGUACCAAUGAGGGAGAGACAUGGAAGGUCAUUACUUUCGCAGAAGAGAAUAUUAUCGUAUAUGGACUAAUUACUGAGCCAGGAGAAAAAAGUACCAUCUUCACACUCUUUGGAUCGUUCGCAACGAAGUCGCACAGUUGGCUAAUAAUCCAGAUCGACACAAAAUCAGCAUUGGGUGUACCUUGUUCUGAGACCGAUUAUAAAUUGUGGUCCCCGUCUGAUGAACAUGGGAAUGAAUGUUUGCUUGGUCGAAAAACUGUCUUCAAGCGCAGAGCCCCACAUGCAACCUGCUUUAAUGGGGAAGACUUUGACAGGCCGAUUACAGUCAGCAACUGUUCCUGUACAAGGGAUGACUAUGAAUGUGACUUUGGUUUCAAGCUGAGUGAAAAUUUGGCUUCCGAGAUUUGUAUCCCUGAUCCAGAGUUCUUUGGCAAUAUGUCUGCUCCACCUAUACCUUGUCCUGCUGGCACGACAUACACACGAACAAAAGGUUACCGUAAAAUCUCAGGUGAUACGUGUAGUGGCGGCGAUGUUGAGGCUCGUUUAGAAGGGGAAAUGCUGCCUUGUCCUGUGAACGAGGUAAAUGAAUUCAUACUUUAUGCGUUGAGGAGCUCAAUUCAUCGUUACGACCUUGCCAAGGGUACAGAUGAGGCACUGCCACUUCAGAACCUGCGAGGCACUGUUGCUUUGGAUUUUGAUUAUGAAAACAAUUGUGUGUAUUGGGCAGAUAUUUCACAGCAUAUUAUUCAGCGUUUGUGCCUAGAUGGGAACUCUGGCCAGGAUAUAAUAAUCAAGGAUGGCUUGCAGGCUGUGGAAGCUCUGGCCUUUGACUCCAUUAGCCGGCUUCUGUACUGGAUAGAUGCUGGAGCAAAGAAACUCGAGGUUUCUAACCCUGAUGGCGACCUUCGUCUCACUCUCUUGAAUUCCACUACAUUGGACCGUCCAAGGGCUCUUGUACUAGUUCCCACUUUAGGACUGAUGUUUUGGACAGACUGGGGAGAAGAUAAAGUUGGAAUUUACAAGAGUGAGAUGGAUGCAUCACACCCCACUCGACUCAUUUCUGAUGGUAUUAAAUGGCCCAACGGGAUUACCGUGGAUGGAUCUUGGAUCUACUGGACUGAAGCUUAUGUUGAUCGUAUUGAGAGAGCAGAUUUAAAUGGUGGCCAGAGAUCAGUACUAAUACAGAACCUUCCUCAUCCAUAUGCUAUCAGUGUCUUCAAGGAUCAAAUCUACUGGGAUGAUUGGUCAAAGCUGAGCAUCUUUCGAGCGUAUAAGCAUGAUGGCUCGGGUGUGGAAACCUUGGUUACUGGUUUAACUGGAGUAAUGGAUAUGAAAGUUUUCUACAAGGGCAAGACUACAGGCAGCAAUGCAUGUGUAUCAAAGACCUGCAGUUUGCUUUGUCUUCCAAAGCCAAAUGGGAAACGAUGUGCAUGUCCCGAUGGAGUGAAGAGCUUGGUUUUGCCAAAUGGGAAUGUUGGUUGUGAAUGUCCACAUGGUUAUUCUCUCAAGAAUACCACCUGUGUGCGACAAGAGCAUAAUUGCACCCCUAACCAGUAUGAAUGCUUCAAUGGAAAAUGUAUCAGCAGUAUUUGGAAGUGUGAUCAUGAUGAUGACUGUGGUGACUUCAGUGAUGAAACGGAUUGCCCCACGGGAGUGUGCGAUGUCAACUCUCAGUUUAAGUGUAAAUCUUCGGGGAUAUGUAUUCCAGCAGCAUAUGUGUGCGAUCGUGAAGAUGACUGUGGAGACAAUAGUGAUGAGGAGCAUUGCUCAUUUAAUACCUGUACCAGUGAUGAGUUUACUUGUGCCAAUGGCUUGUGCAUCCGAAAGUCAUGGAUAUGUGAUGGGGACAAUGAUUGCCGAGACUGGUCAGAUGAAGCAAACUGCACCUCCACUAAUAAAAGCUGUGACCCUCGCUACUUUACAUGCCGUAAUGGUAACUGCAUCCAGCGUGAUUGGUUGUGUGAUGGGGAUGACGAUUGUUUCGAUGAAAGUGAUGAAGAUGUUACUCUCUGUGAGAAGACGGGUUGCAUUGGAUUUAAAUGUAAAAAUGGUACAUGUAUUGGAAUGGCUGAACGUUGCAAUGGUGUCACAGACUGUUCAGAUGGAUUAGAUGAACAAAACUGCAACCCAUUAUGCUCUCGGAAUUUUGAGUUCGCCUGCAAGAAUGGACGUCAGUGCCUGCCGAAAGAGAUGGUUUGUGACGGAACCCGGCAGUGUGAUGAUGGUUCCGAUGAAGAUCCAAAUCACGCGUAUUGUAGCGGGACAGAGGAGUUCAAUCGAACCUGUGAGCCCUUCAGUUUCAAAUGCUGGAAUGGAGUGUGCAUUAGCAUGGAAUGGAAGUGUGAUGGGGUGGAUGACUGUGGCGACUACUCAGAUGAAACAAAUUGUAGAUAUCCCACCGAAGCACCUUCUUGCAUGAAGUACUUUCAGUUCAGUUGCCAGAAUGGAAAAUGUGUACCGAUAUGGUGGAAAUGCGAUGGAGAGAAUGACUGUGGAGACUGGUCUGAUGAAGAUGGCUGCCCUGGUUCGCAUCCUGUUCCGCAUGCUACUGACGUUCCUUCCAGUUGUGGCCCCAACCACUUCAGAUGUAAUUCUGGUGGAUGCAUUGUAAACCAUUGGGUGUGUGACUCUUACAAAGACUGUCGGGAUGGUUCUGACGAGGAAGGUUGCCCAACUUUUUCAGUUAACAGAACAACUGUUCCCACCACUACAACACGGCCUGCUGGAAGAUGCAGCAUCUCAGAGUUUCCUUGUGCUCGAGGCCGUAACUGCAUUCCCAACUGGAAGCAGUGCGAUGGUCACCAAGAUUGCCGUGAUGGAUCAGAUGAACUCCAUUGCCCUACACAUCCUCCAUUACUCUGCUCGAAUGGAACUGUUUGUGACGAUGGAGAGAGGUGUGUAGGUCAAUUGGAACAGUGUGAUGGGUUUCUGGACUGCUCUGAUAACAGUGACGAGAAGAACUGCUCAAAUGACAAAACAGUGUACAAAAUACGUUAUCUUCAUUGGUCAGCUGAUUUUAACGGAGCAAUUUCUUUAACCUGGAGCAAGCCAAAUAAUAUGAAAUCCGCAUGUGUCUAUGUUGUAUACUACAGUUUGGUCGGUGGGGAAUGGAAGAGCUUGGAAGCUGGCAAUAAAACGGCUAUUAUAAUAAAUGUUUUGAAACCUGACACAACCUACCAGGUGAAAGUGGAAGUGCAGUGCCUAAAUAAAUUCCACAAAACGAGAGACGUCAUUAUAAUACGAACACCUGAGGGCUUACCUGACCCUCCAGAAAGUCUCCAGUUAUCUUACAUUGAAGAGUAUACUAUUACUGCCCGAUGGAGUCCUCCUGCCAAUACACAUGGUCUGAUUCGGGAAUACCUUGUGGAAUAUUCCCAGAAAGAUAAAGAUUGGACUUCACUGAAUAGCCUUAAAUGUCGGAAAGACAUUGCAAAUCUGCAAAUAAACACCUUGUACAGUGUCAGGGUUGCAGCAGUUACAGGCCGUGGGAUUGGCAACUGGAGUGUUACAAGAAACAUCAGCACACAGAAAGAAGGUGAAAUUCCACCACCAAUUAUUGAAGUUGUAAAUUCAAAGGAAAACAUGGUUAACUUGAAGCUACAUUGGGAUGCUGAUUUUAAGGUGAUCAAUUAUGUGCUGGAUGUGUCGUGGGUCUUUGAUACCCAUAUAAAAGAAAAGAGAACAUUGAAUAUUGAUGGAAGUGAGACAUCUUUAUCUGUUUUCAAUUUAACUGCUGGAACAAAAUAUGAGAUUUUAGCAUGGGCUAAAACAGCAAAAGGGGACAGCCCAAUAUCCAUUGCACACACAAAAACACAAGGAACCAUGCCAGCUCCUCCAAAAUUCAAAGCAGUACCAGUCAACCAGACUGCUGUGGAUUGCAGCUGGAGUGGCCCAACCAGCGUGGUUUAUGGUAUUUUCUUUGCUACAUCGUUUUUGGAACUGUAUCGAAAUCCAAAAAAUGUAAAUUCAACCAAGAGCAAUGUUACGGUGAUGGUGAACAGUGAUGAGCAGUAUCUAUUUUUGGUUCGUGUUGUGGAGCCAUAUUUAGGCCCGCCUUCUGAAUAUAUUGCCGUUAAGAUGAUACCUGAUAACCGACUGCCUCCCCGCUAUUUACACGUUGUGAAGGAGGACAAAACAUUUGCUGUACUGAAGUGGCAACCUCCAUAUGACCUACUGAAUGAAACUUUAACUUAUGCAAUUCUUGUAAAAGAUUCUAUCCGUCAAAGUGAAAAACAUUACAAGGUGUCCACAAAGAACAACACAGUGGAAUACGCCGUGAAGCAGCUGGAACCCGGUGGAAUGUACAGCGUGAUCAUUAGACUGUUAAACAUGAGCAAAGAAGCGACUGUAUCUCUAAACCCAGUUCCUCUGUCGGCACCAGAGUCACUGAAAAUUCUACCAGAAAAAGACCACAUCCUGCUGUUCUGGAAAAGCCUCAGAUUAAAGGAACGAAGCUUUAAUGACAGCAGAGGUUAUGAGAUCCACAUGUUUGAUCAUAAGAUCAAUACAACGGUGUGCCUUGGCAAUACAACGGAAAACAUCUUCAGGAUUUCUGAUCUAAAGUUUGGCCACAACUACACCUUCACUGUACAGGCUAGAUGCUUGUACAACGGACAGAUUUGUGGUGCUCCUGCUACUCUCCUCUAUGAUGAACUUGGCAAUGCGGCAGAUCGAUCUUUUUCAAGAAGUUCCAAGUCCACUGAUGUAGCGGCCAUCGUGGUGCCAGUGAUGUUCUUGCUGCUGGUCGUGCUGGGCAUCGGCUUUGUUGUGCUAUAUGUUCGGCAUCGAAGGCUUCAGAACAGCUUUACAGCCUUUGCCAACAGCCACUAUAAUUCUCGAUUAGGCUCUGCUGUGUUUUCUUCAGGUGACGAGCUAGGUGAUGACGAAGAUGCACCCUUGAUUAAUGGUUUUUCAGAUGAUGUUCCAAUGGUGAUUGCAUGAAGACCUUGCUGUAAACAAGAGGUUAAAGAAUUCUUCUCCGAAGUCUUGGCAGCAGGAAGAAAAAUCUUUUUAAAAAAUGCACUUUUCUGAGUUGCAUUACAUUAUUUUUAUAUGGACCAAAAAUUAGACUUUAUUGUAAUGCGCUGUGAUACUUGGAUAAGAUGGCACGGUGUGUGGUGCAGCCCUAGUCCCUGACUGUAGGCUUUUGCACAGCACUGCUUGUGUUCUUUGUCUGCAGGCAACUCUUACUUUUCAGGUUAUUUGCUUGGUGGGUGUUAAUGGUUGCAACCCCUCUUUCUGAUGGUCUGUAAAUUGAUUUAUCAGUAGAAAGUUAAAUCACAUUUCAAUACUAUUUUCUAUAGUCAUGGCUUAAUAAUAAUUACGAUGAAACAGUUAAUCAAAAGAUUAUAAGACAACUUAUCAUGAUACCACAUCAAAUUAGUUUGUUAAAUCAUGUAUUGAAGUGUGGCAAUUUCUUAUCUCAUAAUUUUGCUACAAAAAAAUUAUGUUUAUAGUGAAAUAUUUCAAUUAGUGCAAUUAAUCCUUUCACUACUUCCUUGUGUCGCUGUUUUAAAAUGUCCAUUUUUUAAAAAAAAUCAAAAAUAAUAUACUUUUUAUUAACAGCGUAAUCAUGAAAUAGCCCGUUGCAAUAUACUUCAUUUCCUCUACAAUCUCAAUUUGCAUUAUGCCCAUAUUAAAUUAGUUAUUUCAGUAUGCUCCUUGCGUAUUCCUGCAUGAUAGAAUUUCACAAUCACCUUCAUUGAACCUUACAACAAUAUAAAACAGCAGGAAGUUAUUUGGCUUGAAGACUGUAGCAGCUUUUGAAAAGACUUGUACAGUUCAUUUCAUUUGCACAGUCUUUGAUCCUUGCUCUGCACGUUUCCACACUCGAGUAUUAAUCCAAUUCCAUUUUGAAAGUUUUUAUUGAAUCUGCUUCCAUUUCCCUUUGAAUAAUGAAUUCCAGAUCACAACUCGCUGCUUUUUCAGGAAGAAUUUAUUUUGCCAGUUACUAGAAAGUUACUGCGCAAACGAACGUUCACCUCGGUCACCGCAAUUUAUUUUGUUUCCCAAAGCAGGGUUGUGGUCCUCUAUUUCCCCUCCCCCCCCCCCCCAGAUCAGCCUAUAUUUAUCUUGUGUAGUUUUAGUAUGCACAAGUCCAAGAUGCCUUCAUUUAGAAUAGUAUAAAAUGGUCUUAUCCCAUACUUUAUCUUUUAAACAGAAAGAUUUAAAAUUCCCAUAUCCAUUGUCUUAUUUAGGUGGGGAGGUGGGGGGGGAAGAACCCAGCUGGGUGUACUAAAAUGUAGAAACUGUGAUUUUCUUUUCCUUUUAAAUCUGUUUUGUUUUUGUUUUUUCAGUUUCUUUCUUCAUUUACAGGACGACAUAGCUGCCAAUCUCUUGCCUCAUACAUAAACUUGAUGAGGUUGGCAGAAAGAGUUUUGUUGCUUACUAAUAAGUGGAAGGGGGAAGGGAUUCCUUUGCAAAAAGAACCUUGGUGCCCUUUGUCAAUUACAGGGAAGGUACAUUGGCAACCCGGUACCAUGCAUGCAAUCGAGCGGGUGCAUUGGAAUAUUCCAUUUACCUUGCAGCUUAUACUGAAGUAGACCUGUCUUCCCAUUAUACUGCCUUCACAUUUUCAAAAAGUUAGAGUUCAUUUUGCUUUUGAAACUCGGCUGAAUUUUGGUAAAUGUGUGCAUCAUUGAAAUAAUUUCAUACCCGAUCUCUUGCAAACCAGAAUUGUUUAAUUGACACAUAGAUAGGAUGAGUGGAACUGCUGCAAAUGUACUUCUGCAAUGUUGCUCAGUAACUGUGGGUGAUAUUUUAUCAAGAACAUUUAUUUCAUUUCACAGCAGAAAAUUCCCUGCCUUUUCUGUUUUUGGUUCUGGCCAAUUUGCUGCAUAUUUCCAAUGUUUCCUAUGUCACCUCUGGAUUUUCAGCAUCUGCUGUUU
Messenger RNA from Amblyraja radiata (thorny skate), 8569 nucleotides. RefSeq names its product sortilin-related receptor, L(DLR class) A repeats containing (gene sorl1). Bases 48 to 6623 code for a protein of 2191 amino acids. The transcript has 48 exons. Gene Ontology annotation, biological process: protein retention in Golgi apparatus; protein targeting to lysosome; post-Golgi vesicle-mediated transport. Lineage: Eukaryota; Metazoa; Chordata; Chondrichthyes; Rajiformes; Rajidae. The record is from RefSeq and is a predicted model, not a curated record. Gene Ontology annotation, molecular function: protein binding. Gene Ontology annotation, cellular component: Golgi apparatus; membrane.